This is a messenger RNA of Sungouiella intermedia, 918 nucleotides long. The record is from the annotation of a GenBank genome assembly. Lineage: Eukaryota; Fungi; Ascomycota; Pichiomycetes; Serinales; Metschnikowiaceae.
AUGGCCAAAGAACAUGAGAUAUCGACAAAUGAAAGAAUAUUUCUUAUUGAAUCUUUGAAGCAGGGCCUUAGGUUUGAUGGGCGCAAACUUGAUCAAAUGAGAACUCCGGAAAUUACGCUUUCCAAGACUGAAUAUGGUUAUGUGGAAGUGAAGCUCGGGAAGACAAAACUUGCAGUUAGAGUGAGUUGUGAAAUCAGUAAACCUUUUACCGAUAGGCCAUUUGAAGGAAUCUUCACUAUUAAUUCUGAAAUCAGCCUGAUGGCGUCACCAUUUUUUGAAAGUGGAAAGAACUCGAACGAGGAAGUUCUUAUUUCAAGAUUGAUCGAGAAAGCGGUGAGAAGAUCAAAUGCUUUGGAUCUCGAGAGCUUGUGUAUUGUAGCCGGAGAGAAAGUCUGGCAUAUCCGUGUUGAUAUUAACUUUUUGAAUUAUGAUGGUGGAUUGAUUGAUGCUUCAUGCAUUGGUGUGAUGACUGCGCUUCAACACUUCAAGAAGCCAGAUGUCUCCAUCAAAGGAACGGAGAUCAUUAUCCACAAUACAGAUGGGAGGCAGCCAGUACCGUUAAGCAUUCUCCAUGUUCCAAUAUGUGUAACAUAUUCUUUUUACAACCCCGGUGAUAAGGAGGAAAACAUUAAAGGGCUGUUGAACAAGGAAAUUGCCAUUAUGGAUGCUACUAUGAAAGAAGAAAUAACGAGAGAUGGGUCAUUGGUUAUCACUAUGAACAAAAAUCGCGAACUCAUCCAAUUAUCCAAGAAUGGAGGGUUGCCUAUCGACGGCACUAUUCUUUUGGAGUUAGCAAAAAGCAGUUUCCAGGUUACAGAACAUCUCACAGAACAAAUCAAGAAGUUGCUAAAGGAUGAUGAAGAGGAGAGGUACAAAACUAUGCAUAUGGAGUUGCUUGAAGUCGGGGCUUCUAGAUAG